AUAAUUUAAUACGCAUCUUGAACCAAAAUGGCGCUGUAAAAAUCUAAAGCAAUAACAUAGCUCACAUUAAAAAUCUGACACGCUCCUUACGACUGAUAAUUUACGUAGAGAUAGUGGUUGUUCUGGUUGGUAUAUUGUGUGGAAGUGUUGUUUGUCGAAGUUCCGAUUUGUGCGUGAGCUGCUGGGUGGUAUGUCAGAUAGCCCUCCGGCAUCUGAAGUCAGGCAGCCUAACAAGACAAGGAAAAUUCGUAGGGAGUAACUCGAAAAAACACAAAAUGAAUAUCCGGUGUGCUCGGCCUAGUGAUCUAAUGAACAUGCAGCACUGCAAUCUGCUGUGCUUGCCAGAAAACUACCAGAUGAAAUACUACUUCUAUCAUGGACUAUCUUGGCCUCAGCUCAGUUAUGUGGCUGAAGAUGAAAAGGGACAUAUUGUGGGUUAUGUACUAGCUAAAAUGGAAGAAGAUGGCGAGGACAACCGCCAUGGACACAUCACUUCUCUGGCUGUAAAGCGAUCUCACCGUCGCCUCGGUCUUGCACAGAAACUCAUGAACCAAGCCUCACUAGCUAUGGUUGAAUGUUUUCAGGCUAAGUAUGUAUCUCUACAUGUAAGAAAAAGUAACAGAGCAGCACUGAACUUAUACACCAACAGUCUUGGAUUUAAGAUACUGGAAAUUGAACCGAAGUACUAUGCUGAUGGUGAAGACGCAUACUCUAUGAUGCGGGACCUAAGUGCCUUUGCGGAGACCAAACCUGAGCCCCAAACGGAGAACUUGGAAAUCAAAUCUGAAUCUGCAGUCAUAUCACAGUGCUGAUUGACAUUGUAAAUAAAGCAUUUAACCAUAAUUUAUAA
Messenger RNA from Trichoplusia ni (cabbage looper), 850 nucleotides. It is a transcript of the gene vnc, whose product is annotated as N-alpha-acetyltransferase 10. The coding region runs from base 276 to 812 and encodes 178 amino acids. The transcript has 5 exons. Lineage: Eukaryota; Metazoa; Arthropoda; Insecta; Lepidoptera; Noctuidae. Gene Ontology annotation, biological process: N-terminal peptidyl-glutamic acid acetylation. The record is from RefSeq and is a predicted model, not a curated record. Gene Ontology annotation, molecular function: protein-N-terminal-glutamate acetyltransferase activity; protein N-terminal-serine acetyltransferase activity. Gene Ontology annotation, cellular component: NatA complex.